Cuscuta europaea is the source of this 3584-nucleotide messenger RNA. The record is from the annotation of a GenBank genome assembly. Lineage: Eukaryota; Viridiplantae; Streptophyta; Magnoliopsida; Solanales; Convolvulaceae.
UUUGUAUACGUAUAAGGCAAAGGAUGUAGGAUUGAUUGACUUGGCUUGAAGUUACCAGACAUAACUCACAUAAGUAUAAACAAAUCGAAAUGGUAAGAUAUUACAAAAAGGCUGUCAGUGAUCACAGCACAGGCGGACAGGCGGUUGUAUCAUGGAGCUCUGCACCGUGCCUUGUGCGUCUUCUACUUGUGAUGUUCUCUCGUGGGCUAAGUAUUGUGUUUUCAGUAGGAAGAAGAACUUUGGAUAUGGUUCUGCUCGUAGGAAAUUGAGUAUUCAGAAGAAUGUCGAACCAGAAAAGGCAUAUCUGUUAGAGAACAUUCGAGGUCGAAUUAGUUGUUUGAAUAAAACGGAUGAAGGUGGGAGCUUUCCACCCCAAUCUAUUUGUGUAGGGGCAAAGGUGAUUUAUGCUGUCUCUCCUGCCUUGGGUCACAACAAGGAAUCACAUCCAGAAUGCAACUCCAGAGUCCCUGCAAUUCUGAAUGCUCUGGAGAAGAUGGAGUUGACUUCAGAGCACGGAGCAUCCGAUAUCAUUGAACUGCAGAAGUUUAGACCGGCUACAGUAGAUGAAAUAGCAGGUGUUCAUACCAGACCCUACAUUUCAGGCCUUGAGAAGGCUAUGAAUCGUGCUUCAGAAGAAGGUCUAAUUCUUAUUGAUGGCUCUGGACCAACUUAUGCCACUGCAACAGUAACAAUUGGCUUAUUUUCUUUAUCUCAAGUCUCAAUUCUCCUAAUUGUUGUUUAUGAUGACAAGUGGUUUCUCUUAGUUGCAUGCUGGCGGCAUGGUUCCAGUGUUGUUAUAUAGUCUUGCUUUGGGGGGGGGGGGGGGGUCCCUAACUUGUUGUUGCUAUUGGUGUUGUCAGUAUUUUAUGGGUGGGUUGAAUAUAUUUGUCAGUGUGUGUUUCUAGUUUGUGCUAUGUAGACUCUCGUCAGCACAACCCUCGUCAAGUCAAGCCUGCUCAGUCAAGAGUGUAUUAAGUUAUUUACCUAUAACUGAAUGAACGAAUCAAUGUUACAUCAGUAUUAUUUCUAUGCUAUAUUGUCUGGAAUGUUUGUAACUAGAGUACUGUCUCACUUUUCCUCUUUGACAAUGAUGCAGACAUUUCAAGAGUCUUUAAUGGCAGCCGGAGCUGGUAUUUCUUUGCUUGAUUCAGUGGUAACGUUUUAAUAUGUGAUGUUACUUUCCUUACUGAUGAAUGCUCACUCCUCCACUUUUAAGCUGCUAGGGUCAUGAAGGACGGGGAUGGCCCACUACCUGCCGUUGUUGCUUCCAUAAUCUGCUAGCAGGCAUGAAUGCUAAAGAGAUGUUUCUGGUACCCUUUGCAACAAAUGGAUACAGCUGGCAUUUGUGGGGAACAACAAGGAGUACUUUAGGUGUUGUUUGAGUUAGGGUGCUUGAUUUCCAACCUUAACAUAUUUAAAAAUCUUGAUAAAAGGUUGUCAUCCCUUUCAUUUUUUCUCGAACGCCUCACUCAAUUCCGUAUCUGAACCAACUGGACAAGGCUGGUCUGGAGAGGGGUUUUAGCUAAUUGUCAGAGAAAGUAUGAAUGCAGUGACAACCCAAAUUCUGAUUUUAUUAGUCAUAUUUCUUUCUCUUUUAAAAUGUCGGACACAAGGCAAGCAAUUGAACCUCUCCAGUCCUCACCACUUGCUGUGAAGCAUCCCAGAAACUUUUCUCCAGUGUCCUUGGCUGAUUAUGGUGCACCAAACACCAGGUAGCUUCAUCGAAAAUUAGUCAGAACCCUCCUGUUGCUUUUGCUUUGAUACGGCCUCCAGGUCAUCAUGCAGUUCCAAAGGGGGCCAUGGGGUUUUGUGUGUUUGGAAAUGUUGCAAUUGCAGCACGUUACGCUCAGCGUGUGCAUGGUUUAAAGCGUGUUUUUAUCAUUGACUUUGAUGUUCAUCAUGGCAAUGGAACCAACGAUGCCUUCUAUGAAGAUCCCAAUGUUUUUUUCCUUUCGACUCACCAAGAUGGGAGUUACCCUGGAACAGGAAAAGUAUAUCAGGUUGGAGCUGGAAAAGGUGAAGGAUCAACUCUGAAUCUUCCUUUACCAGGAGGAUCAGGUGAUACUGCCAUGCAGAAGGUGUUUGAUGAUGUUAUUGCACCAUGUGCACAGAGGUUCAAACCAGAUAUAAUCCUGGUCUCAGCCGGAUAUGAUGCACACAUGCUGGAUCCCCUAGGCAGUCUGCAAUUUACAACAGGGACGUAUUACAUGCUUGCUUACAACAUCAAACAACUAGCCAAGAAUUUGUGUGCCGGCCGUUGUGUCUUUUUCUUGGAAGGAGGGUACAAUCUGUACUCUCUUUCCCACUCAGUUGCAGAAUCAUUCCGUGCUUUGCUUGGGGAACCAAGCUUGGCUAAAACGUCUGAUGAUGUUACUCUCUUGUAUAAAGAACCAUCUAUCAAAAUAAAUCAAGUAAUAGAGAAAAUCAAGUACAUGCAUUCUCUCUGAGAAGAGUUUCAGAUGAAGUAGAUGAUCGUCUGAGUUGUGAGUCCAAAGAGUAUCAAAACUGCCAACAACAUCACAAACAAAAUUCCAUAAACUACCCUCCCUACUACUCCACCUCCAUAGCCGAGCACUACAAGGUACUCAAACCCUGUAUGAAUCCCGAAGAAAACCGUGUUCAUAAGCAAGAAAAUGACCGAUGAAAUACCCAUUUUACCCUUUAUCAGGCUUUGGCUCUUGAUCAUGGCAUUUAGUCCAUGCACAUCUUCAAGCACUGAUACCACACUCGCGAGAUGAUAUAUAACAGUGAUAUAAACAAAGCCCACCAUGUAGACGAUGAAUAAAAGUGUAACAACGGACACUCCGAUUGCUCCGGGCCCCACCGUUACCAGCCAGAUAAUCAUAAUGAACAUAGACAUGACAUUGUAAGCAAGAAGGAUGGCAAAGCUCCAUAGGAAUGUGACCAUUAGGCGUUUCCAGACUUUAGGGACAACGGACAUGACCUUCUUGAAGGUGAUGUCCUUGGCGGUGUAGAUGGAGGCAAUGGUGUAGACAACAGCGGAGGUGGAAAGGAGGGUGAGAAUGAAGAAGAAGAUGGAGUAGGCUAUCUUGAAGAGCCAGAAGAUGGUCCAUUCAGAAUACAGGACAUCUGAUAUCUUGUUGUACGCCUUGGUUCCUCGCUGGAUUCUAUCAAUAAUAUAUUCGUCCCGGAGGAUAUCUGUGAAAAUUAGGUCGGAUAUCUCAACGUGUGCGAGGUAAAUGAAAGCCAGAGGAAUGAUCAUGGCGGAUGUUAUCUGCAUAAAAAUCUUCUUCCAUGUUGAAACCAGGGUGAAUGAUUCCUUGAAUAUGCUGAGGAACCCGAGAAACUGAAUCUCGUCUUGUUCUCUGUCCAUUAAUGUAAUGAUCAGAUGAGAUGAACAAAUAAUUAAUCAAGAAUGUAUAUGUGUGUGCGUACUAUGUAUAUAUGUAAAAAUAUGUAUGUGGAAGAUGAUGUUUUUUCUCAAUAGUUUUACAAGGUCAUUAUAUGUAUUCAUCUGACACCUCAUUAUAUUGAGGGAAGAGGAGGAAAGGUCUAUUCUACGUUGAGAAAAGAACAUUGACUUUUUGUUUUAAAAAGGAGCAAAUUAAGGUUUAAUUAUCCUG